GGUACACCGUCCGCACCGACUAGCGUUCGCUUGAUCCAAGAGAACGACCAAUGGAUUGUACGAUGGGAGAAACCGCUGAGUGAUGGAGGUUCAUCGAUCACUUCUUAUGCGGUUGAAUACAGGCCAACAGAGAAUACAGAGUGGGAAAUCGCUGAGCGCGGUAUUGAUGACAACAGCCUAUGGUGGAAACCACCUCAGACAAACUUCGUUUCAGACGAAGCCGAAUUUCGUAUUCGUGCAGCGAAUUCAGAGGGAUUCGGCACGUAUGCAUAUUCGAAACCGCAAUCCGGUAAGUUCUUUGCUACUGUGAAGAUCCACUCGUGUAAUUUUUCGAUAUUGGUAUGA
Messenger RNA from Anisakis simplex (herring worm), 345 nucleotides. The record is from the annotation of a GenBank genome assembly. Lineage: Eukaryota; Metazoa; Nematoda; Chromadorea; Rhabditida; Anisakidae.